AUGGCCUCCUCCGACAGCGAUGCAGCCUUCCAGCAACAGCUCCAAGAGUUGCAGAAGUUCACAGCCUGCGAUGUCUCCGACGCGCUCCUCCGCGUCCAAACCACCCCCUCGGGCACGCUCCCCCGCGCCGGCUUCCUCGCCGACAUCCUCCCAAUCACACCCAACGCACGGAAAAUCGUCGCACCAGCCUCCACCCUUAAGUACAUCAGCAAGUUGCCCUCGGAUGCACUCCCGACGCCCGCCCCGCUGCCGGAGGGUCAUCCUUCCGCCGUGCCCAAGGACAAGCACUGGGUCGACAUGACCCCCGCCGGCACGAUCGUCGUCAUCGAGUCCCCCGCCAAUGCGCACGCCGCGAGCAUCGGCGGCCUGAUGUCCAAGCGUAUGGCCUAUAACGGCGUCUUGGGGUGCGUGGUCUCCGGAAGGUUCCGGGAUCUGGCGGAGCAGCGGACAAGCGGAAUUGAGAUCUGGGCUGCGGGGCGGAGUUCGGUGGCGACGGGCGCGGAGGCCAAGGUUUGGGGACGGGAUUGUGAGGUUGAGGUGGCAGGUGUGAAGAUCAAACCGGGGGACGUGGUAGUUGCGGACGGGAGCGAGGGCUGCGUGGUGGUGGUGCCAAGAGAAUUGCUGGGGAGCGUUCUGGAGGUGAUUGGUGGACUCGUGGAAGCGGACGACAAGGUGAUGGAGGCCUUGGGCAAGGGAAUGACCGUGAAGGAGGCUUUUGCAAGGUUUCGGGGCGGGCAGUGA
Molecule: messenger RNA, 741 nt
Organism: Cyphellophora europaea CBS 101466
Lineage: Eukaryota; Fungi; Ascomycota; Eurotiomycetes; Chaetothyriales; Cyphellophoraceae
Exons: 2
Coding region: 1-741 (246 amino acids)
Source: RefSeq, a predicted model, not a curated record